AUGAAACGCGUUCAUGUAAUCGCGAUCACAAUUGAGUGGAUAAUACUUGUCGUGUCAACUAUUGGAAAUAUAUCAUUGAUGAUAACAUUGAAGCGUCGUUUUACACGCUCAUCUCGUUUCUACCAUUGCCUUAUGCUCAACCUCGCAGUAGCCGAUAUAAUGUUUGUAUAUUCAACGAUUCCUUUCCACUUUGUGGAGCGUCUGCAUUCGCCUCGUUUUCCUUUUGGAUCUUUCCUCUGUAAAAUCAUUUCACCUUUCCAAACGACGGUUGUAAUGACUUCUAUAUAUACCGUAGUUGCCCUCAGCUGUCAACGAUAUUGCAUGAUCGUUCGGAUUUCAGAGGAUGCGAAAGAGUGUCGAAAAACCACGUUAUUAGCAACAAUCUUGGCUCUAUGGUUGGUACCUAUCAUUCUUGCGGGAAUACCGCUUGCUAUCGCACUCGAGUAUGAGAAUCAUACAUGUCAAGAGACUUGGUCGUCGUUUUUAAAACGCUAUUUUACAGUCUAUCUCACAUUUAUCCAAUACAUUGGACCGCUUUUUGUCAUUACAUUGUGUAAUGGAAAAGCGGUAAUAAAACUGAAAAGGCAUAAUCGCGAGAGGGAACGUUAUGCAAUUGUGGACGACACAAUCCUUAAACGCCACAAUAAUGUUGUGCGCAUGCUCGUAGCCAUCGUAGUCAUAUUUGCUGUGUUCUGGUUUCCUUUCCAGCUUGCAUGGAUGGUGUACACUUUUUCAAACGGCAGAGUUAAUUGGCCCGUUCUGCAAGAUAUAUCUAUGUUAUUCGUAUCAGCUAACUCAGUUCUCAAUCCUGUUAUAUUUUUCAUAUAUAAUGGAGAAUGGUCUUUGGGAAAAUUUGGAGCGUGUUUAAGAUUUAAUCCUAGUAGUUUGGAUUCCAGGGAUCAAGAAAGCCACGUGGUUCAAGUGGCUGAAGUGACUGAAGUUUAAUUAUGACGUGAUUUUUUUCAAAAUUAUGACGUAUUAAAUACUUAAAAGACUUCGUCAUAUUUAGCAUAGAAAACGUAGGUAGCUAAUGAUUUAACAUGUUUUAAAUAGGAGAAUGAUACAGAAUGUAAAUGUUAGGUGAAGAGGUGGCGGAUCUGGCGUUGGUCAAAAUAUGAUAAUAUAUGCUGAAUUUUACAUUCAAAUUACCAAAUACUGUUAGUAAUGAUUUCUGUUAGUAAUGAUCCGCUACAUAAGUGAAGAAAGGUAGACUAGUAGCAACAACGAAUUGCUGUAAAUAAUAUAAAAUACAUAUGCGUAAAUACUUUCAAAUUAUUUAAAAGAUCUACAACUUAAAAGGCUUA
This is a messenger RNA of Xenia sp. Carnegie-2017, 1304 nucleotides long. Its product is annotated as somatostatin receptor type 5-like. Gene Ontology annotation, cellular component: membrane. Bases 1 to 945 code for a protein of 314 amino acids. Gene Ontology annotation, biological process: G protein-coupled receptor signaling pathway. The transcript has 2 exons. Lineage: Eukaryota; Metazoa; Cnidaria; Anthozoa; Malacalcyonacea; Xeniidae. Gene Ontology annotation, molecular function: G protein-coupled receptor activity. The record is from RefSeq and is a predicted model, not a curated record.